ACGGACGCGCUCCUCCCGUCUCUCUCUUGUAGUCCUUCGUUUCUGAAUAAUCACGUCAAGUGCGCCGCUUGUUUGUCUUUUCUUUCUUCUCCUCGUUUCUCUGAAUAACAUCAACCGGAAUCGGCUCGUCGACCUCAUCCAUGAUUAACACCGUUAGCCGUGAAGCCAAAGUCGCCGAUUGGAGAAGAAAAAGAUGUGGAGUUCGUACUCUGUGACCGAUCGACCGCCAGUGACCGGAACUGCCAACGGCAACAGUUCAGACAGCGUUGCUGGAAGAGGAGGAGGAGGAGAGGAGAGCGGCGGCGACCAUGUCAUCAAUGGCGGGACUGACAGCGCUGACCCAUUACUCGGAUUGGUGGCCCUCCAGUUGACCGUUUUGGUCUUCAUAUCGGCACUGGGAACAUUCGCCAACGCUCUCGUCUUCGCCGUUUUCUAUCGUCGCCCAUCUCUCCGCACAAUUUCCAACCGGUUCGUCUUGAGUCUAAUCAUGGCCAAUUUGACGUCGGCAGCCGUGAGCAUCCCCGGUCAUGUCUAUCAACUUUUGAUCAAGCCCGUCCAUCAGCAUCAUCAGGAGCAACAAGAGCGAUUUCAAGGGCACCGCCAACUUGAUCACCAUCAUCACGACCAAGCGACGGCGGCGGAGGAGGACAAUGGCGUCGGCGGCGGUUUAAGUGCUGCUGCUGACGGCAGUAGCGUCGACGGCGUCGGUGGCGUCGGCGGCGGCAUUGGAGAUGAUGUCAGUUAUCUGAUGGGACGGCUGCUGCUGGUCGAUGACUCCACUUCUUCGUGGUUUAGUUCCUGGCAUUGGCACAAACAAGGGCUCGACGGAUUAACGGUUCUCGUCUCAUUGGCCUCCGUCCUUUCGAUCCUGCUCAUCUCGCUCGAUCGAUACUACGCUGUCAACAGUCCGCUUCACUACAGCAUCAUCGUCACCCGGCAGAAGAGUAUCGCCAUGAUCGCUUUAGUGUGGCUGGUGGCCGCCAUUCUUUCGGCGCCCGUCUGGGCCGGAAGCGUCCUCCUGCAACACUACGCCCCCGUGAUGCGGACAACGCCUCAGGUCGUCACCUCGUCCGUGGGCAACAGGGAUGGCGGUGGCGGCACCUUCGUGACUAACGAGUCGCUUCCAACCGGCCUGCUGGACGGCGAGCUGCAUGGCAACGGCAACGUGAGCGGCCGUGACCAGCAGAUGCAGCAGCAAUACCUGAUGAAUUUGUGCUACAGCAUUUCGCUCAUCUUGUUCGGCUUCGUCUGGCCGCUGGCCGCCCUCUGUUGGCUCUACUUGCGCAUGUACGAGGCGGCCCUCAAGAACUCGGCCCGCACCCGACGCCAGUCGCUCUGCUCCAACACCAACAACAACGCCAACGCCGCAGAGGGAAUCGUCGGCGUCGCGGCGGCCGCCGCCGCCUCCACCGUGGCCGCAACGGCUUCGUCCAACGCCGAGCCUUCCGUCAGCUCCUACGGAGCGACGGGCGCCGCCGCCACCGCUCAUCCGCCGACGCUGGCCGACGCCAUCACGUCGGUGACGACGACGGCGUCGGCUUUCGCCUCGGAGAACCAGGCAUCGGCGCGCCUGUUGGCCGCCGCCACGGCCGCCGCCUCGGCCUCCACUCCGCAGCGGCUUCGUAGCAACAGAUAUUGGCUGCGGUUAAGCGGGAUGCAGCAGCAACUGUUGACGCUGUUCUGGCGCGAGCAAGGGCGGCCUUUGAGGACGACGGCCAUGGUCAUCUCAUCGUUCACCUGCUGUUGGCUGCCUUUCUUCGUCUGGCUGCUGCCCUUUCAAAUUCAUCCGUCGCUGAUGACGACGACGGCCGGCACUCUGGACCGUGCGGAAGCCACUCGCUCGGCGACAGCCGCUUCCGCCGGAGUCUUUUUGGCUCGACUGGCCGCCUUCUCCAACGUCCUCAUCAGUCCGGCCAUUUACGUCUAUCGCAAUCAAGUGGCCCAGAGGGAAGCCGGACGCGUUCUGCUGCUUCUGUUCUGUCCGUUGCGACACCAGCGGAGACAAUCGACCCGGUACAACAGUCACGACAUCGCCACACCUCUGGUGAUGGGCGGGCUGGGCGUCAGCGGGAUGACGUCGUCUCAGCUGCACCACCCGCAGUCGGGUGAGGCGAGAUUGAGGCGCAAUUCCAACGCCGUCAAUUUCUCGAGAAGAUCCAGCAGCCUGGUGACCAACAACAGCACGGACUCACCGACCCGCAAAGGAUCGGACGAGCCCAUGACGGUGAUGGCGCUGGCCCAGGCGACGGUGGUCAAUUGGCGAGGGCGCAGCGGCUCCACCGACUGCCGAUUGUUAACCAAGAACAACGGGACAAUCAUCACGGCUCAAUUAGCCAGCCAAACGGGCGGCGUUGCCCAGCAGCAGCCACAACAUCCUGUUGUUCUCCCGGCGGCUGUACCCUCGCCAUUGUUGGGCAAACCUCGUCGGCAGCAGAGUCAUAAUCAUAAGCCCCGGGCUUCCAUUCCGGGAGCUUGUUGCACUUACUCACUGGACCGACGGCCAUCGUCUUCGACGUCGUCGUCGUCACACGUCGACCUCCACCAGAUCGAAAUGCGCCAGCGCUCGCAGACCAUCUCCGAGACCCGUUUGACGUCCACCAAUCGGCUCCUGGAAAAUCCUGGGCGGCUUUCGCCUUCGCGCGCUGUCACGGGAGCCAAUCCGCCGCCGCCGUGGAGUGGAGAGGCCAGCACUUGUGUGUCUUCUUCCAACAUUAUCCAAAUGCAUCAGCCCAGCUCUUCGACGACGACGUCAAGUAGCGGUGAUCGAGGCCGUUCCAAGAAGCGAACGACGUCGACGACGGCCGCCGCAGCCGCCGCCGCCGCAGCUGCCGUGGCCGCGGCGGAAUUAAAGGCUCUCAACCAUCCGCUGGCUUAUUAUCCGUCGCUGGAUUUCUUCGACAUCGGAUUGGAAGAUUACGGACGCCGGUCGGCCACUUCGUCUUUUUCCCGCUUCAUCCAGCAGCAGCCGGCGCCUCUGGUCACUCCGGCGACGCCAUCCGCCCCACAGUCGACGCCGGCGACCACUCCGCUCAUUCCUCCGACUCUGUCGCAUCAGCCGUCCGGCGGCAACAACAGCGGCCGGCGGAGGCGAACGUGUUCCUUCUCCAAGGUCAUGUCGCGAAGUACUAAACAGCAGACAGCAACCGGCGGAUCGGCGGCCAACAGUCGAUGGCCAGCUGUUUUCGGCGGCAAGCAGCAGCAGCAGCAGCAGCAAGAAAUCCUUGGCAAGAGUAGCGCUUCGUCCAUGCCCAGCGUCCAGCAAAUUCCCUCGUUAGUUACGGCCGUCUGACAGAAGAAGACAAAAUAAAAGCGCGCAAACACACACACACACAGACUUAUAGACACACACAUGAAACAAAUAAAAUCCUUCUUCUUUACCCCAGGCUUUAAAUUGAUCUAUCCGGCUUCGAAUGGAAGAAGGAUCGCAUGUAGGAAGCACUCGCCGAUUGUUAAUAGUGAGCUCUUUCUCUCUAUCUUUCUCUGUCCGGCCUUUACAAUAUGUCCUUGGGAAGCCGGACGUGUAUUAUACUUACAUACAACUCGGGCAACUCGUCUAAUGGAUCGUCCGGUGCGCACGGACGUCGUCGUGGCCAGAAUAAAUACACACAGACACACACACACACACUGCGCAUUCAGUGUACAUGUCAGGAUCUCUCUAUGAUGCAUCAUCUCUAGCUCCUAUAUCUUUUCUUUCUUUUGAAAAUGUGUUGUUGUUGGUUUCAUAUCUAUUUAUAAAACCUUAUCCGUUCCUGACAAAAACAUUCCCAAGCAUCGCCGAUUUCCAGCCGAGAAGUAAAAAAGAGACAAAUCGGAUCUCUCUCUCUCUCUCUAUUUUGUUCCGUGAUAUUUUUAUGAAUAUCUUAUUCUCAUCUCUUGUGUGUAUUUCUUCUGCCUCUUCUGCCUACAUGGUUUGUUCAUUCCUCGGCCAUCAGAUUAUAUCAAGAUUUUGUAUAUCAAUGUUGUUGCCAUGUAACUACUAUACAUCAUGAAUGAACUGAAAAUGUUUUGAUGUGGUCGACGUGCCCCCCCCAUCCCUCCUGCUCGUUUCUCUUUCAUGUUUUGUAAAGUGUUCAUAUAAUAUAUUU
Daphnia pulicaria is the source of this 4085-nucleotide messenger RNA. RefSeq lists its product as uncharacterized. Gene Ontology annotation, molecular function: alpha1-adrenergic receptor activity. The record is from RefSeq and is a predicted model, not a curated record. The coding region runs from base 194 to 3289 and encodes 1031 amino acids. Gene Ontology annotation, cellular component: membrane. NCBI's taxonomy places the organism in Eukaryota, Metazoa, Arthropoda, Branchiopoda, Diplostraca, Daphniidae. The transcript has 6 exons. Gene Ontology annotation, biological process: phospholipase C-activating G protein-coupled receptor signaling pathway; cell-cell signaling; adenylate cyclase-activating adrenergic receptor signaling pathway.